Molecule: messenger RNA, 1428 nt
Organism: Malassezia globosa CBS 7966
Lineage: Eukaryota; Fungi; Basidiomycota; Malasseziomycetes; Malasseziales; Malasseziaceae
Product: putative secretory lipase (family LIP)
Exons: 1
Coding region: 1-1428 (475 amino acids)
Biological process (GO): lipid catabolic process
Molecular function (GO): triacylglycerol lipase activity
Source: RefSeq, a predicted model, not a curated record
AUGUAUCCGUGCACUCUUCUAAUGGUAUUGCUGUGUUUGGCAAUAAUGACACACGGUCAUAUACAAAUUCAUGGAACUGGCAUGAGACGGAAUCGGAGAGAUUCCCCCCAUCCUCCGUCUCCGAUUUAUGAUUCUUUUUAUGUACCAAAAAAAGGAUGGGAUGAAACCAAGCCUGGAACUGUUCUCGCGUCGCGAAAUAUCCAAGCGGGAUUCACUAAGACACAAAAGAUCAACUUAGAUGGUGCAUAUCAGCUGCUGUAUCGUACUUCUGGAGUUGAUGAUAAAUCACCUUCGUAUUCUGUCACAACCGUGCUUGUUCCGAAGAAUGCCAGACCUAACAAACUUGUCCUGAUCAUGGCUUACGAGGACAGUAAUUUCGUUGAAUGUGCACCAAGCUAUAAGAUUCAAUUGGGUGCACCUCUCGAAACAAAUCCAAUUCAAACAGUUGAGGAACUCAUGUGGACCUCUGUGUUGAAUGAUGGCUGGACAGUAACAAUUCCUGACCAUCAGGGUCCUCUUUCUGCAUUUUCCUCCAGCUUCAUUCAUGGUCACGCAUCUCUCGAUGCUAUUCGCGCAACGCUAAAUUUUGAACAACUAAAGCUGGAUCCAAAGUCUGCUGUUGUUGGCAUGGGCUAUUCGGGCGGUGCGAUUGCCGGUGGCUGGGCCGCAUCUUUGCUCGGAUCUUACGCCACAGAAUUGAACGUGGUUGGCUGGUCCAUUGGAGGAACCCCAUCCAAUGUUACUGGUACAUUCUAUGGUCUCGAUGGUAGCUUGUUUUCCGGCUUUUCCGUCGCCGGUGUCGCAGGCAUUGUUGAUUCUUAUCCAGAAGUGAAUGAUUAUGUUGGAUCAGUGAUAACUCCGGCAGGAAAUGCUGCUCUACAGUUCACCCGCGAACAUUGUAUGGGUGAUAUCGUAGUCGGACUCCAAAAUGUGAAUCUAACCGGGAAAGACUUUGUGAAAAACGAGAAAAACUUUUUAACGGACAAGCGAAUUGCUCCCAUUUUAGACCAUCUUACUAUGGGGACUGAUUCGAAACUCACACCCAAGGUCCCUGUGUAUAUGUACCAUGCGCUUCAUGAUGAAGUCAUACCGUUUGAUCGGGCCAACCAAACAGCGAAUGCAUGGUGCAAGGGCGGAGCAAACUUGCUAUUCCAGGAAUAUACUGGAAUCGAGAUGGGCCAUGUGUCUACCGAAGUUCUAAACACUCCUUUUGUUUUAAAGUUUAUACGUGACAGAAUGAGCGGCCGAGAAUUUUUGAAUGGCUGCCAGUGGAAAUCCGACUUGAAUCCUUUAUGGCGACCCGACAUUUUGGGCGCACGGCUGACUGAAGUCUUCAACUCAAUAUUAAACUUUUUUGGCACAUCUGUUGGUCGAACCGACCGUAUCAUACAAGAAAGUAUCAUCAAUCAUAACUUCACGUCCAAGUAA